This is a messenger RNA of Trypanosoma cruzi, 2595 nucleotides long. Its product is annotated as lipin, putative. Gene Ontology annotation, molecular function: phosphatidate phosphatase activity. The record is from RefSeq and is a predicted model, not a curated record. The coding region runs from base 1 to 2595 and encodes 864 amino acids. The transcript has a single exon. Lineage: Eukaryota; Euglenozoa; Kinetoplastea; Trypanosomatida; Trypanosomatidae.
AUGAUAUCUAGCAUUAGCGGCUUCCUUAGCCUUAACCAUCUCGACAUGACGAGCGGUGCCAACGACGUCAUUGUCGUGCGUCACUCUAAUGGCCGGCUCUUCAGCACACCGUUUAAUGUACGCUUUGGCAAGGUGAAGGUCCUGCGUCCCAGCGACAAGGUGGUACAGGUGGAGGUGAAUGGCAAGCCUACAUCGGCUGUGAUGAAGAUGGGUUCGGAUGGCGAGGCCUUUUGGCUGAAGCCGACACCUUGGUCAGAGUAUGUCAGUGGAAGGCCAGAGUCCCCUAUUGCCACCGCCACAGCGUACAUGAAUGGCGGUUCCAGCAGUCACGGUAACUCCGGCAGCAGGAGUCCUAACCGGAACGUGGAGAAUUUGCAACCAACGGAGCCGGUUUCAGAGUCGAUGAAUUCACCCACCAUUGACGCCAAGACAGAGAAUAGUGUUGCGAAGGAGCCCCUUCUAGAGGAGGACCAUGAGGGACAUCUUAAGGUCAAUGCUGUAGCGAGGCAGUUGGGGGUGGACAUCACAGAAGUGCAGCUUGCCGAGGAGACGGUCGUUGCGGCGGAGAUGGCAAUGCAACGGAUUGCACAAAUGACGAUUGAGUAUGAUGAUUACAUACGCGAGACUGUGUUACUAGAGAAAGAUGAAGGUAUACUAUCAACUGACAUGGAAAAACUGGAAUGUCGCCCAGGUGCUUUAGAGAAUGCGUUGCUUAGCGUUGAUGAUGACACCAACGCGCCUCCAGCUAUUCUUGCGAAUACGUUCGGGAGGAGUGAUAGGGUUUACAUGGAAACUGCUGGAAAAGAUGGAGAUGAGUCGGGUUCUGUUUCGGUUGAAAUUCAUUCCGAAAAGAAGGAAGGCGGACAAGAAACGCCGACGGCAAGAGCGGCCAAAGAAUCUGAGAAUACAGACAAGGAAGUGCUUACGACACCCAAGAAGAGAAGGGCCAUGGGCUCACAGAAAAGCCUCGCUGCAAGUGAUGAGGGGCUUGACACAUUGGAUGAUUACCUCUUUGAGGACCCCAUCAACCCCGAGGAGUACGGGGGGGAAUUUGGUGGCUACAAUACAGGUGGGACCCCAGCAAGUGUCCCUGUGGUUCAAGAGGCGGGGAGUGAAUUUCCCAACCUGCCACUAAAAACGUCCACGCCUGAUGAGAAGCAAUGCGGGGAACCCUCCCUGUCAAGAGAAAAAUUGGAGGAGGUGGUUUACUUCACUCGGACCCUUAUCCCUACAGAGGCAGAUUUGCGCAAGCUGAACCUGGUGGAGGGACAUAAUCAGGUGCGUUACAUCACGCACAGUUCACUUCGUGGGGAGGUGGCUGUGGAUGCCAAUGUGUAUCUGUGGGAUAGCACAGAUCGCCUUGUCGUAAGUGAUGUGGACGGCACGAUUACUAAGAGUGACUUGUGGGGUCAUCUUAUGCCUCUGAUUGGCCGGGACUGGACGCAUCCCGGCAUCUGUUCCCUAUACAGUAAGAUUGAUCGGAAUGGGUACAAGUUUGUCUACCUCACUGCUCGAAGUGUUUCACAAGUGAGCAUGACGCGCAAUUUUCUUUGGAAGAUUGAGCAGGACGGGUUUCGUCUCCCAAAAGGCCCUGUGCUGACGGCUCCACAGCGUUUUUUCACCGCGUUGACACAGGAGGUGUCGAAGAAGUCACAUGUAUUCAAAAUUGCAUGCCUGAAAAGCGUCUUGGAUACAUUUCCUGCACAAAGUAAACCGUUUUACGCCGGUUUUGGUAACCGGUUUAAUGACGUGGUGAGCUACACUGCCACACAGAUACCACAGCACAAAAUCUUUAUUAUCGAUCCCAAUAGUGUGCUACAUGUGUACAACGUGAGGCAAACAUACAAGAAUCUUGCGCACCUUGUUGACGUGACAUUUCCGCCAAUUGUAAAGAGGAUUCAUCAUCAUCACCAUCAUCGUCAUCACACGCCACGGGAGACAUCUGAUAACCUGCAAUCGCCGGAUGCUUUUGCCGAUACUGAGGAUGGGAGUGAAAAUUCCACCGCCGCUGUUGUUGGUACAAGGAGGAUCGGGUCUCCGGGCCCUGCUUUUUUAGAUGUAAGCGAUUUGCAAUUGUUGUGCGAUGAUGAUGGAUCACAUUUAACUUCUUCUUCUCCAUUUGGCAUGCGGCCUCUCUCAGAAGGCAACGUUGGCAGGGGCCACGCAACGGCGUCCACCACGCCGCUUGAAAACCAUGCCGAUCUGAAUAUUGACCAGGAGUUUCACUCCUUUCUUUAUUGGCGUGUGCAGCCAGCUGAUCUUGUGGCUGAGAAAAAGGAGACAAAAGAAAAUGAGAAUGUUAGCAAAGAACCGAAGCAGCAUGGAAACCGGAAAGGCAGCAGAUGGUUGACAUUCAGUCUUGGCACAAGCAGCAACCAUAACAACAGCGACGGAUUAGAAGGAAAGAGUGAGGAUGAAUUAAAUACCCGCCAUGUUGUUGGAACGUCGGAGUCAACGGGUGCUCAGCACUCCGCACCCCAAACAGUGGCUGCUGCUGAAGACGUUGUUCCAAAGACAGGAGGGACGACGCAGGAUUCAUCCCGAUUGCCUGAAGGCAAUUCCACACAGGAAAGAUCUGAGAACGAUAAUGUUUAA